Molecule: messenger RNA, 1758 nt
Organism: Brachypodium distachyon (stiff brome)
Lineage: Eukaryota; Viridiplantae; Streptophyta; Magnoliopsida; Poales; Poaceae
Product: 5-amino-6-(5-phospho-D-ribitylamino)uracil phosphatase, chloroplastic
Exons: 2
Coding region: 362-1492 (376 amino acids)
Source: RefSeq, a predicted model, not a curated record
GGAAAAAUCUCGAGGAAGAGGAAAAGUGGAACCUCCCGCUCCCUCCCCUCACCGCCUCCUCCGUCGCCGCCCUCCUCCUCUGUUAUCCGCUCUUAGGCUCGCUUGCUUUCCUUCUAAUCCCGACCCAAACAGACGAAUCCAACUCGGACUCGGGGCUGUUUCUUCGGAGGCUAUAGGUAGAAUCGAAUCAAUUCGGCUUCUGGUUAUUAGCUGAUGCUUCGUUGCUUUUCGUUGAUUAGGAUUAGCUUGGGCCGAGAGAAGGGCGUCCGAUUGAAGAGGCUGAGGUGGGGAUUUUGGGCGGAGGAUUCGGCUCCGGGAUCUCGAUUCUUGACCGGUAGUUGGGGCGGCGGAUCCGGCAGCCAUGAUGGUGGUCGAUACGGUCAGCGCGAGCACCUCCUUCAUCGCCCACCACCUGUUCGACCAGAGGUCCAAGGUCCUUGGCUGCCGUCCCCUGGGGACCCGGUUCGCUGGCAGGCGGCUUGUUGCCCGGCUGACCAGGCAGUUGUCGCCGGCGCGGCGCCUUGCGGACUGGCCGGUCAGGGCGCUGGCGAUUGGGGUGACUAAGGAGGCUAGCCCCCCAAGGAGGGAGUUCCGGGGGAUCCCGGGGGACGGCGAUGAUGACAUGGGGGAUGUUGGGGCGGCGACGAACCCUGCCCCUUCGUGGCCUCCGCGCAACAGGGCUGAUGAUCCCAACUUGCACAACCCUUUGCUCCGGCUGGAGCGGAUGGGCUGCGGGUGGCUUGGCGUGAUCUUUGAGUGGGAAGGGGUGAUUGUCGAGGAUGAUACUGAAUUGGAAAAGCAGGCAUGGUUGACCCUUGCGCAAGAAGAGGGAAAGUCGCCACCUCUGGCAUUUCUGCUCAAGAGAAUUGAGGGGAUGAAGACUGAGCAUGCGAUUUCUGAAGUUCUCUGUUGGUCCAGAGACCCCUCGGAGCUAAGGAGGUUGGCCUCACGGAAGGAUGAGAUACACUGCAACCUCCGUGGCGGUGCAUUCUAUCAGAUGAGGGAUGGCUCGAGGGAAUUCAUGAGCACGCUCGCCAAUUACAAGAUUCCUCUCGCUGUGGCCUCCACACGGCCACGGAAAGUUAUCGAAGAAGCAAUUGAAGCUGUUGGCGUGCGGAGCUUCUUUGAAGCUGUUGUGGCAGCGGAGGAUGUGUAUCGAGGAAAGCCCGACCCUGAAAUGUUUCUAUAUGCUGCACAGCUGCUAAGUUUCAUCCCGGAGAGGUGCAUCGUGUUUGGGAACUCCAACUCCGCGGUGGAGGCUGCGCAUGAUGCCAGAAUGAAGUGUGUUGCGGUUGCAAGCAAACACCCUGUCUACGAGCUUAAUGCUGCAGACCUUGUGGUGAAGCAGCUCGACGAGCUGUCUGUGGUUGACCUGAAGAACCUCGCUGACAUCGAUUCUCCAGAAUUUGACAUGGAACCUGAGCCAGAGAUGGAGGAGGAGGAAGAUGCUCCCCCAUCGACAGCGGUGGGCGUAGACGAUUUAUUCUUGUAGGAGACGAACUUGUACAUUUGAUUGAUCCCUCUCCUGCACAGAUGUAUGAAUGAUGAUUUGUCAUAGCGAUCAGGAAGGGCUUAUCCUUCUAAUCUGUAGGCUGUGUUAUGUACAUGCAUGUAUCUUUAGAGCUCACACAGUGUAUAUAUAUUUGAAAAAAAAAAAGGGGGGACUGGAUAUACGUCAAGGCAUCUAAACUGCAGUUCCUGAUGUGAUGUAUAACUCAGAUGGAUAUAUGUCUAUUUCCAGAAAAACAGAAUCCCACA